AUGGUGUUUGUUAAAGAGGAGAGUGAGGAGGACACGAGUGAACCAGAACCCUGGAGAAUAAAACAGGAGGAACCAGAAACCUGGAAAAUAAAACAGGAGGAACCAGAACCAUGGAUAAUAAAACACGAGGAACAAGGCGGCCUGAUGAAAGUGAAAGAAGAAAGACAAGAUUUGAAUGAGGUGGAGGAGAAACAUCAGUGUCAGAAAGAUCAAGAUGUCAAUGGAGAAAAAUCAGUGAGUUGCAGCAUUAACAAAACAGAUGUCAAAAGGCCUUUCAGCUGCUCUCAGUGUGGAAAUGCUUACAAGCAUAAAAGAAGCCUUAUGAAACACAUGAGAAACCAUAGUGGGGAAAAGCCUUUCAGCUGCUCUCAGUGUGGAAAGAGUUUCACACAGAAAGGAUUCCUUAAGGAACAUUUGGUAAGUCAUUCUUCAGAAAAGCCUUUUACCUGCUCUCAGUGUGGAAACACUUUCAAACAUAAAGUAAGCCUUAUGAAACACAUGAGAAUUCACAGUGGGGAAAAGUCUUUCAGCUGCUCUCAAUGUGGAAACACUUACAAACAUAAAAGAAGCCUUGUGAAACACAUGAGAAUCCAUAGUGAGGAAAAGCCUUUCAGCUGUUGUCAGUGCGGAAACACUUUCACAUGUAACAAAAACCUUAAGAAUCACAUGUUAAUUCAUGCUGGAAUAAAGCCUUUCACCUGCUCUCAGUGUGGAAAGAGUUUUACACAGAAAGGACACCUUAAGAAUCACUUGCUAACUCACACUUCAGAAAAGCCUUUUAGCUGCUCUCACUGUGAAAAGUCUUUCACACGUAAAGCAAACCUUAAAAAACACUUAUUAAUUCAUGCUGGAAUAAAGCCUUUCAGCUGCUCUCAGUGUGGAAAAGGUUUUACACAGAAAGGACACCUUAAUGACCAUUUGGUAACACACACUUCGGAAAAGCCUUUCAGCUGCUUUCAGUGUGGAAAGUCUUUCACACGUAAAGGAUACAUUGAGACUCACAUGUUAAUUCAUGCUGAAGUAAAGCCUUUUACCUGCUCUCAGUGUGGAAAGGGUUUCAUCUGUAAAGGAAUCCUCAGGAAUCACAUGUUAAUUCAUACUGGGGUGAAGCCUUUCAGCUGCCCUGAGUGUGGAAAGAGUUUUACACAGAAAGGACACCUUAAGGUUCAUUUGCUAACUCACACUUCAGAAAAGCCUUUCACACGUAAAAGAUACCUUAAGGCUCACAUGUUAAAGGGGUCAUCGAAUGCCCAUUUUCCAUAAGCUGAUAUGAUUCUUUGGGGUCUUAAUAAAAAGUCUAUAACAUACUUUGGUUAAAAUUUCUUAAUAGUCAUGUAAAACAACAUUCUUUUUACUUCGUCAAAAACAGCUUGUUUUGGUGUAUGGCCCUUUAAAUGCUAAUGAGCUCUGCUAACCUUGCCCCUCUAUUCUGUGGGAUGACAAGCCGUUCUCCGACACUGUAAAUGUUAACCACAUUUAGACGCAGAACUUGCUAACUAGCAUAUUAUUAGGAAAGGCGAUUUGCAAAGAUUCAUAAAAAAAAAAAAAAAAAGCCUUCAUUACUUCUGUAGGUAGAGCUAGAUCACAAAUGAUUCACAUGAACACAGACACAUUUUGGCAGAUCGGUAGGCGCAUUUCCUUCAAAAAUGAAAGUAAUCCACUGCGUCUUCAGCAGCUCAGAUGUUGGGAGUAAAUGAUGACUUUUGUGUUCAUUUUUACAUCCAACAACAAAACACCUCAAUCUCUUAGUUAGAAGCCAUUCUGCUCCAGCAUCAAAACAAUGGCGGACUGUUUACAGCUCACUCAAAGCGGAUCUAAAGUAAAAUGCCAGUGUCAAUCAAUAGUCGUGGAACGCGACUUGGGUCUGUAUGAUGUCACACAGUUUGAUUUGAGACACUAGUUAUGAUUUAUUAGGAUUUUUUUAAAAAGCACUGGGUGGAUUUUGAUCAUUAUGGGGUGGUUGUGUACACAAACUACCAAUUAAAAGGGAUUUUUGCACCUGAUGACCCCUUUAAGUCAUGCUGUGAAAUAAGUUUUUCAGCUGCUUUUAUGAAUAGAAUUAAUUCACAUCUGUCCUGUUUGUGGAAGAUGAUUUCUAGAAGUUGUUUUUUUUUUUUUUUUUUUUUUUUUUAAGGGCAUGAAAAUGUGCUGUGCAGGGAUGGAUAUUGUGUUAAGGUUUUAAAGGUAUUUAGUUUCUCUCAAAACUAUAAAACUAUUAAAUAUGUUCAGCUCUUGGAACAGUAGUUUCUUGUUUACACAAGAUUUGAAUUACUUAAUAAUUUAAGAACCUAAGGGAUAAAAUGAUCCAAAAUCUGUCAAAUGUACUUGUGUACUCAAAUAUGUCCACUAAGAAGAUGGAAACUUGUAUCAGUAGUAUUUUCCCCCUCUCUCUUUGAUGGAUGUCAUUUUGUGGCAAUUUUCUUUUCACUGUCUCUUCAUGAAAGAAAUGUGUAAAAUGGACAUGCAAAUGUGAAUUUUCUGUUUAUAUGUAACACACUACUACACAA
This is a messenger RNA of Labeo rohita (rohu), 2507 nucleotides long. RefSeq names its product gastrula zinc finger protein XlCGF57.1-like. Gene Ontology annotation, molecular function: DNA-binding transcription activator activity, RNA polymerase II-specific; RNA polymerase II cis-regulatory region sequence-specific DNA binding. Gene Ontology annotation, biological process: regulation of transcription by RNA polymerase II. The transcript has 2 exons. The coding region runs from base 1 to 1263 and encodes 420 amino acids. The record is from RefSeq and is a predicted model, not a curated record. Lineage: Eukaryota; Metazoa; Chordata; Actinopteri; Cypriniformes; Cyprinidae. Gene Ontology annotation, cellular component: nucleus.